AUGUCAGCCAGAAAGGGCUAUCGGCUCCCUUCGCCAAAUUAUUCCACAACAAUGUCAUGCUCAGAGAGCCCGGCUGCAAACUCUUUUUUGGUAGACUCCUUGAUCAGCUCAGGCAGAGGGGAAGGAGGAGGAGGAGGCGGAGGAGGAGGAGGCGGCGGCUACUAUCCCAACAGUAGUGUCUUUUUGCCACAGGCGUCCGAUUUGUCCUAUGGGUUGCAAAGCUGCGGACUUUUCCCAGUUUUGAGCAAACGCAAUGAAGGUGCUGCUCAAAGCAUGGUCCCCACUUCUCAUCCCUACAUGUCAGGGAUGGAGGUCUGGCUAGAGCCCCCAAGAUCCUGUCGCCUGGAAGAGCCUGAAACCCAGCAGGCUACCUCCUGCUCUUUUGCUCAAAACAUUAAAGAGGAGAACUCUUACUGCCUCUAUGAUUCAGACAAAUGUCCUAAAGGUGCAGCUGCCACAGAUCUAUCUACUUUUCCAAGGCUAAACGCUGAGGUCUGUCCCAUGAACAACGCUAGUGGGGUUCCUGUCCCAGGCUACUUCCGCUUGUCUCAAGCUUAUGGCACUUCCAAGAGCUACAAUGCUGGGCAGGUUGUUGCUUCCCAGUUCACACCGCAGCCCCAAGUUCGUUUUGAUGCGGCUCCAUCUUUGCCUUCAGUCCCAACAGAAGCGGGGAGGACAGAGACCGAGGAGGUUUCCCCCAACACCUUGGCUUGCGUCUCCCAGAGGGAGGAAGACGCCCAGGCUUCGUCUUCGGCCGCAGAAGAACUCUCCCCAGCUCCGUCAGAAAGCAGCAAACACUCUCCUGAGAAAGAACCCAUAGGCAAUUCAAAAGGAGAAAAUGCAGCAAACUGGCUAACCGCAAAAAGUGGCAGAAAGAAACGAUGCCCCUAUACCAAGCACCAAACUCUCGAGCUGGAAAAGGAGUUUCUAUUCAAUAUGUACCUGACUCGUGAGCGUCGCCUAGAGAUCAGCCGCACAGUCCACCUAACAGACAGACAAGUUAAAAUCUGGUUUCAGAACCGCAGAAUGAAACUGAAGAAAAUGAACAGAGAGAAUAGAAUUCGGGAGCUCACAGCCAACUUUAAUUUUUCUUGA
Messenger RNA from Emys orbicularis (European pond turtle), 1095 nucleotides. It is a transcript of the gene HOXA10, whose product is annotated as homeobox A10. Gene Ontology annotation, molecular function: RNA polymerase II cis-regulatory region sequence-specific DNA binding; DNA-binding transcription factor activity, RNA polymerase II-specific. Gene Ontology annotation, cellular component: nucleus. Gene Ontology annotation, biological process: regulation of transcription by RNA polymerase II. NCBI's taxonomy places the organism in Eukaryota, Metazoa, Chordata, Testudines, Emydidae. The record is from RefSeq and is a predicted model, not a curated record. The coding region runs from base 1 to 1095 and encodes 364 amino acids. The transcript has 2 exons.